AUGUCGUGUCAGCACGGCUUCCGGCCGGCAGCAGAGGCCUCUGGCCACCACUGCCGCGCUCUGUCCCCGCGGAGUUGCCUGUUCUGGACGCUGCGGGGCAAUGCGGUGGGCGUAGGUGGCCGUUCCCGCGUGGCACAGGGCGACACCGGCGCGGGCGGCUCCCGCGGAGGCUUGCAGCGCGCCCCCUCGCGGCGCUCCGCAGCGCUGCCGUCCCGCCCCGUGCACCGGGAAGGGCCUGGGGAGCGCGACUCGGGACUCGGGCCACUGUUGGAGGACACGCGCGGCCAUGUCCCCCUGCGGGCAUGUGGCUGUGGGCCCUGCUCCCUGCCCUCGUGGACUCUCUCCAGGGUCACACUUCAUGGGCCAAUAAGCUGGCGAUCGCCAGGCAGGGGCUCCCGUUCUGACCGUCCAGGGGAUGUGGUGUGUGUGGGGGGUAGCUCCUCCAUCUUCCGUUUCCACGAUGUCACAUUAUUCAAUUUUACUUCUGCCCCUGUGGGCUGCCAUCUUCACUGUAGUGUGUCCCUGUGGGGCUACCGGGUGGCCCAGGGCUUUGUUUUUGCCAUCGAGGAGAUCAACAGGAGCGUCCACCUGCUGCCCAACCUGACCCUGGGCUUCUCCAUCCGCAACUCUGGGGACUCGGUGCACGGAGCCCUGUUGGAGACGCUGAGCUUUCUCACCGGGCAGGAGGAGCCCAUCCCCAACUAUGCCUGUGGACUCAGCCUGCCCUGGGUGGCCGUGGUGGGGGAUACGCGGUCAGUCCUGACGCUCUCCAUGGCCAGGCUGCUGGGGCUCUCCAGGUUUCCCCAGGUCAGUUAUUCAUCCACACUGCCCAUCCUCAGCGACAAGACCCAGUUCCCAUCCUUCCUUCGGACCCUGGCCAGUGACCUCACAUCCUCCUAUGCGGUGACCCAGCUGGUGCUCCCCUUUUGAUGGACCUGGGUGGACAUUCUGGCCCAGGAUGAUGACUUUGGGCAGCAGGCCAGCUCUCUGGCUGCCCCGGAACCUAGCCAGGCUGGCGUCUGCAUUGAGGUCCAGCUCUACGUCCCUUCCCAGCAGUCCCUGGAGAAGAUAGCCACCAUUGUCCAGAGGAUGCAAGUAGUUCUGGUUUUCCUGAGCAACUCAAAUUUCCUGCUCAUCUUGCAGGGGCUGCUGGGUCUUCGGGUCUCGGGCCAAGUCUGGAUCAGCAAGGGCACUCUGCACCUGGCCAUGGCCCUCAAUGUGCCGGGUGUCUCCCAGGUCUUGCAGGGCUCCUUCGGCCUCAUGUUUCACAGCAGCCGGGUGCCUGGCUUCCCCGAGUUCUUGGCUCACCUGCACCCCAGCUGGACCCCAGAGGACAUGUUCAUACAGAGGUUCUGGGAGGACACUUUUGGGUGCACGUGGCCCCACAAGAAUGGCACAGUGGCAAGGGUUGUCCGGCUCUGCUCAGGGAACGAAAGUCUGCGAAGCCAGGAGUAUUCUUUCUGGAAAGUGAGUAAAGCGGACACCGCAUACACGGCCGUCUACAGCAUCGCCCACGCCCUGCAGGACCUGGUGGCCUGUGAGCCCUGUCUGCCUGAUGCCUUCAGUGAGGCCCAGUCCCUGACCUUCAGCAUGCUGCUGUUCUGCAGGGUCUGGAUAGCCUUGCCCCUGUACCACAGUGCCCGGGGCAAGUCCACUGUGGCCGUGGAGACCUUCUCCAUCCUGGCCUCCACUUCAGGGCUUCUGGGGGGAGUCUUCAUCCCCAAGUGCUACUUCAUCUUGCUGAGGCCUGAGCAGAACACCCUGGCCUGGCUGAGGCAAGGACACGGGGCUCAGCGGGAAAGGCAGGGUCAGGUGCCCUGGAGGAGGUGUUCCCGCAGGCCAGCUCCACGAAGCCUCUAG
Messenger RNA from Marmota monax (woodchuck), 1860 nucleotides. Its product is annotated as extracellular calcium-sensing receptor-like. Gene Ontology annotation, biological process: G protein-coupled receptor signaling pathway. Gene Ontology annotation, cellular component: membrane. Gene Ontology annotation, molecular function: G protein-coupled receptor activity. The record is from RefSeq and is a predicted model, not a curated record. Lineage: Eukaryota; Metazoa; Chordata; Mammalia; Rodentia; Sciuridae.